AUGAACACUGACAACACUGACGAUAACAUGAACUCUAACAACACUGACGAUAACAUGAACUCUGACAACACUGACGAUAACAUGAACUCUGACAACACUGACGAUAACAUGAACUCUGACAACACUGACGAUAACAUGAACACUGACAACACUGACGAUAACAUGAACUCUGACAACACUGACGAUAACAUGAACUCUGACAACACUGACGAUAACAUGAACUCUGACAAACACUGA
Knipowitschia caucasica is the source of this 237-nucleotide messenger RNA. The record is from the annotation of a GenBank genome assembly. Lineage: Eukaryota; Metazoa; Chordata; Actinopteri; Gobiiformes; Gobiidae.